Molecule: messenger RNA, 1228 nt
Organism: Symphalangus syndactylus (siamang)
Lineage: Eukaryota; Metazoa; Chordata; Mammalia; Primates; Hylobatidae
Product: cyclin-Y-like protein 1B
Source: RefSeq, a predicted model, not a curated record
CCCUCUGUGCUCUCUUCCCUGCAAUUACAGCUUGUUACAUCUAGACCCAUUCUAAAUAAACCAAGCAGGUUCCCAAGGGACCCUUGCAGACAAGUCAGCUGAGGGGAGGCAUCUGAGGCGAGGUGCAGGCUGCUAGUGGGGUGCAGCCCCAUUGCCAGGGGCUGGCCCUGCCAGCGUACAUUUGCUGGGAAGAGGUGGAGGAAGUGCUGAGCUCUGCAGACUUGGAAGCAAGGGAGGGCCAAAGCUGCUGGAGAGGAGCCGAGCUACCCCAUGGGGAACACGCUGAGCUGUUGCUUGUGCACCAACGCCAGCCCCAAGCGGGGCCAGCACAGGAGGUCUGGGGAGCUGUCCUGCAGCGCUGACAUCUAUGAGGCAGCGUCAAGCAAAGGUGCAGGCCAAGGCAGAGAGGAGUGGAGCCGCCACAGAUGGAAGACGCUGCUCCCUAAUGCCAGCCCCAAGCAAAGACAGCGCAGGGUGCGGCGGGCGGAAUCACUCUGCAGCUAUAACAUCACGGAGGUGGAGGUGGCAGUGGCACCACACCCCACUGCUGUGGAGCCUGCCCCAUCGGAUUUCGGAGCCCAAGAGGGCCAUGACCUGCAGCACAUCAGCGACCAGGAGAUGCCCAAAUAUUUUGCCUCUGACCAUCCAAGGGAAAGCACACGCUUCCUGAGAAAAUAUCAAAUGAGUGUGCAAGAAGAGAGGAGGAGCUCUCACCUAUAUUAUAUACCUCCAUGGCUUCUUGCUAGAAACUACAGCUCACGUUCGACCAUAUUGCUAGAUAACAGCACAGUCAGCCAGCCUGAUCUUAGACACACACUAGAAAAUGUGACUUUGGCAAUAUAUUACAGCAUAAAGCACAGAUCUGCAAAUAGAUCUCUGCCUAUUUUGGAAGAGCCAAUACAUCCACUUUCAGAAGAGAAGGCUCCAGGGAAAUCCUUCGAGCAUGAUCCCAAAUGCAACUGUAUUUUCAGAUAUUUCCGUACUCUUUUUCAACUCAUGAGACUAACAGCUCCAUGUGCAAUCGUAGCUUUGGCUGUCACGGCCGUGUGAAUACAAAGACUUGCAUCGAGAUGCCGCUGCAAUGAAAAGGGCUGUCAGCAUGAACUUCAUUGGUAUUCGGUGCUCUAAUGCCAUCUUAUCUUAAAGAGAGAAAUUAGCCUUAAAAGACCCUGAGCUUCUCAACUGUAAAGAGUAGAAAAUAUCACUUCUGCUGAAAGAAACAACAAAA